Messenger RNA from Acanthamoeba castellanii str. Neff, 399 nucleotides. RefSeq lists its product as uncharacterized. The transcript has a single exon. The coding region runs from base 1 to 399 and encodes 132 amino acids. Gene Ontology annotation, molecular function: cyclin-dependent protein serine/threonine kinase inhibitor activity. NCBI's taxonomy places the organism in Eukaryota, Discosea, Longamoebia, Acanthamoebidae. Gene Ontology annotation, biological process: regulation of cell cycle. The record is from RefSeq and is a predicted model, not a curated record. Gene Ontology annotation, cellular component: nucleus.
AUGAAUACCGCCUCCUUCUCUUCGACUUCGACUCCUUCUACUUCUACUUCUUCGGUGGCGAGCAGCGCACCGACUCUCGCGUUCGAAGGCAUCAAGGCGCUCUCCAAGCGGCACCAGCAGCGCAAGAACGGCCUCUCCCUCCCGACCGGCACCGGCCUCAACAAGAAGCCAGCCCUCCCACAGACGGCCAAGAGGUCGGCGGCCAGCGCCUGCUGUCGCAUGCUGUUCGGGCCGGUCGACCACGACGAGGUCCUGGGAUGGCUCGCCGAGCGCCACAACGAGCGCCGACAGCAGCUCGCCGCCAAGUACGGCUUCGACAUCACCCUCGCAGAAGAGGGCGUCCACCCGCUGCCAUCCCUCCAGGCCGCCGCCUCCACCUCCCCGGCGUCGUCCUGCUGA